UGCGCGCAGAGCACUGUACUAAGCGCCUGGAAAGCAGGAUUCAGGCCCAGCAGGGCCGGGAGCCGGCCUGUCGCUGUCGCGAUGGAGAGCAGGUGCUACGGUUGCGCCGCCAAGUUCACCCUCUUCAAGAAGGAGUGUGGCUGUAAGAACUGCGGCCGCUCCUUCUGCUCCGGCUGCCUCAGUUUCACCGCCGCCGUUCCCCGGGCGGGCAGCGCCCAGCACAAGGUGUGCAAGCCCUGCCAUGAGCUGCUGACCAGGGGGUCCUCUGUGGCCAGUGCUGCCAGGCGGUCCCCCCCUGAGAACUACAAGAGACGUGUCGCCGAGCUGGAGGCCAGACGGGGUCCAGCAGCCUCCGGCCCCGCGGGCCUCCUCUCCCCGGACCAAGUCAUCGCCCAGCGCCUGGAGAGGCUCCGGCAGGACGGCCAACCCAAGCCCGUGCCCUCGCCAGCGGAGAUUGAAGCCCGGCUGGCAGCCCUGCAGGCCCCGCGAGGCCCCGUGCCCCCCGUCCGGGAGAUGGAAGAGCGUCUGGCGGCGUUGCGGGGUCACCCACCGCCCGCCCGGGCCCCCCGGCCGGCCCAUCAGCCCCCCGACCCCAGGACCCAGGCCCGGCAGGCGGAGGACUUACUGGCCCAGCUGGCAGCCGAGGUGGCCAUCGAUGAGAGCCAGGAACGGGUGACCCCGCCGGCAGCCGCCGCCCCCCAGAAUGACCUGAACAGGGGCAGCCGGAGCGGGGGUCCGGCGGGCCCGGCCCCCCGCCAGCUGGAGGAGGAGAAGAGCCGGCUGCUGGCCGAGGCCGCGGCCGAGCUGCGGGAGGAGAACACCCGGCAGGAGCGAUUCCUCGCCCUGGCCAAGCGCCUGGCCGUGCUGCGGGGCCUCGACCCCGACCGAGUGACCCUCCAGGACUACCACCUGCCCGACAGCGAUGAGGACGUGGAGGAGGAAGAGGCCAUCCGCAGGGUGGUACAGCAGCUCGUGGAAGAAGCAGCCCUGGACGAGGCCGGCGGCUUCAACAUCCCCGCGGGGCGGCCACCCCACAGCCAGCCCCGGCUCCACCUCCCGGAGGGCCAGGGCUCACCCCCCGUGCCCGCUGUGCCCACUUCGCCCAUCACGCCUACGGAGGAAGAGCUGCCCUGGUGCUGCAUCUGUAACGAGGACGCGACCCUCCGUUGCCACGGCUGUGAUGGGGACCUCUACUGCUCUCGCUGCUUCGGGGAGGGCCACGAUGCCUUCGAGCGGAAGGAGCACAGGACGACCGCCUUCUGCGCGCCCCGGGCAGGCCAGGACUACUGAGGCAGGGCCGCCCGGCCAAGGAGGAAACCCAGUCCCGGCCCUGGCUGACGGGUGCCCGACCCGGCGCAAGGCGGUGGCUGGAAACUGAGGCAGACCUGUCGGCUCUGGGCACCAACACAGAAGGCCAUCUCGUUCUCCGGACCUCGGUUUCUCCACAUCUGGAGUGAAGAGGGCAACCGGCCUAAGGGGAAGUGCCGGGGAGAAGAAGUCCCCUACAGCUGGUCUGGACUCUCUGGCUCCAAUAAAACAUACCACCCACUCUCCCUGA
Messenger RNA from Tachyglossus aculeatus (Australian echidna), 1558 nucleotides. RefSeq names its product zinc finger FYVE-type containing 19 (gene ZFYVE19). Gene Ontology annotation, biological process: abscission; mitotic cytokinesis checkpoint signaling. Gene Ontology annotation, molecular function: phosphatidylinositol-3-phosphate binding; metal ion binding. Gene Ontology annotation, cellular component: midbody; centrosome; cleavage furrow. NCBI's taxonomy places the organism in Eukaryota, Metazoa, Chordata, Mammalia, Monotremata, Tachyglossidae. The transcript has 11 exons. The record is from RefSeq and is a predicted model, not a curated record. Bases 82 to 1290 code for a protein of 402 amino acids.